Arabidopsis arenosa is the source of this 2847-nucleotide messenger RNA. The record is from the annotation of a GenBank genome assembly. NCBI's taxonomy places the organism in Eukaryota, Viridiplantae, Streptophyta, Magnoliopsida, Brassicales, Brassicaceae.
GCUUCGUUUCGCUUUCGCAAUCACAAAACUAGCAAAAUCGAGAAGAAAAAAAACUUAGUAGCGAACGAACCCGCCACUCAUUUAAUUUCCAGAUUUUUCUUCUUCCAGAUCUAUGCUCUCUCUCACUAUUUCCGAAUUUUCCGAGUGUUUUUUUCACCGGCGGUGAGUGAUAUGGUGGUGAUUCACGGAGUGUCUGUUACUCCACGCUUCACUCUUCCUUGUCGACCUCUCAACACUGGCUUUAAUGGCAAUUCCAGCCUCUCCUUCUUCCUCAAAAAGCACCAUCUCUCUCGGAAGAUCUUUGCUGGGAAACAAUCUGCGGAGUUUGAUUCUUCUUCACAAGCUAUCGCUGCGUCUGAGAAAGUCUUAGUACCUGAUAACCUUGAUGAUGAUCCCAGCAGUUUUUCACAAGAACCACAGAUAUUUAAUCUAGAAAGUCAAACAAUGGAAGAGACUCAGGCAUUAAGAACAGAAGAGAGAGGAGUGAGACCAAGAGUAGUUCCCUCACCUGGGGAUGGGAAAAAAAUAUAUGAGAUAGACCCAAUGUUACGAAGUUACAGCAAUCAUCUUGAUUACCGUUAUGGACAGUAUAAAAGAUUGCGUGAGGAAAUAGACAAAUAUGAGGGUGGUCUGGAGGCAUUUUCUCGUGGCUAUGAAAAGUUGGGAUUUUCGCGCAGUGAUGCCGGUAUAACAUAUAGAGAGUGGGCGCCUGGAGCUAAGUCACUAUGUGGUCGAAAUGCUGUAGCACCUGUCUCAUGUAGGAGUAGUGAUUGGUUUUGCUUAUUUGAAACUGAGUGUAGGAGGUUUAACAUGUUAGUCGCAUCACAUCUCUAUGGCAACUUGUACUUCUUUAUUGCUGCAUCACUUAUUGGAGAUUUCAACAACUGGAAUUCUAAUGCAGAUAUCAUGACUCGGAAUGAAUUUGGUGUUUGGGAGAUUUUUUUGCCCAACAACACUGAUGGUUCGCCUGCAAUUCCUCAUGGCUCACGUGUAAAGAUUCGUAUGGAUACUCCGUCUGGCAUUAAAGACUCAAUUCCUGCUUGGAUCAAAUUCUCCGUGCAAGCUCCAGGUGAAAUCCCAUUCAAUGGCAUAUACUAUGAUCCUCCAGAAGAGGAGAAAUAUGUAUUCAAACAUCCUCAACCAAAGAGACCUAAGUCGCUGAGGAUUUAUGAAGCACAUGUUGGCAUGAGUAGCACGGAACCAAUGGUCAAUACUUAUGCUAACUUUAGAGAUGAUGUUCUUCCACGCAUCAAAAGGCUUGGCUAUAAUGCGGUUCAAAUCAUGGCUAUACAAGAACAUUCAUAUUAUGCCAGCUUUGGGUACCAUGUCACAAACUUUUUUGCCCCAAGCAGUCGUUGUGGGACCCCAGAGGAACUAAAAUCUUUGAUAGAUAGAGCUCAUGAGUUAGGCCUGGUCGUUCUGAUGGAUAUCGUUCAUAGCCAUGCUUCAAAAAACACAUUGGAUGGACUGAACAUGUUUGAUGGAACUGAUGCUCACUAUUUCCACUCUGGACCUCGGGGUUACCAUUGGAUGUGGGACUCACGACUUUUCAAUUAUGGGAGCUGGGAAGUCUUACGAUAUCUCCUUUCAAAUGCACGGUGGUGGCUAGAAGAAUACAAGUUUGAUGGAUUUAGAUUUGAUGGUGUAACCUCAAUGAUGUAUACUCAUCAUGGACUCUCGGUUGGAUUUACUGGGAAUUACACCGAGUACUUUGGAUUGGAAACUGAUGUGGAUGCUGUGAAUUAUCUCAUGCUGGUAAAUGAUAUGAUUCAUGGGCUCUACCCUGAAGCGAUUACAGUUGGUGAAGAUGUUAGUGGUAUGCCAACAUUCUGUAUUCCUGUCCAAGAUGGUGGCGUUGGAUUUGACUACCGUUUACACAUGGCCAUAGCUGAUAAGUGGAUAGAAAUUCUUAAGAAGAGAGAUGAAGACUGGCAAAUGGGCGACAUCAUUUACACACUUACCAACAGAAGGUGGUCAGAGAAGUGUAUUGCUUAUGCUGAAAGUCACGAUCAAGCUCUUGUUGGUGAUAAAACAAUUGCCUUCUGGUUAAUGGACAAGGAUAUGUAUGAUUUCAUGGCAGUAGACAGACCAUCAACACCUCUUAUCGAUAGAGGAAUAGCUUUGCAUAAAAUGAUUAGGCUUAUAACUAUGGGAUUAGGCGGUGAAGGUUACUUAAAUUUCAUGGGAAACGAAUUCGGACAUCCAGAAUGGAUCGAUUUUCCCAGAGGCGAGCAGCGUUUUUCUGAUGGAAGUGUGAUUCCUGGCAACAAUUUUAGUUAUGACAAAUGCAGACGAAGAUUUGAUCUUGGGGAUGCAGACUAUCUCAGAUACCGCGGACUGCAAGAAUUUGAUCAGGCAAUGCAACAUCUUGAAGAGAAUUACGGUUUUAUGACUUCUGAGCACCAAUUCAUAUCACGAAAAGACGAAGCAGAUAGAGUAAUCGUAUUCGAAAGAGGUGAUCUCGUCUUUGUCUUUAACUUCCACUGGACCAGCAGCUACUUCGAUUACCGCAUUGGUUGCUCCAAGCCUGGGAAAUAUAAGAUCGUAUUGGACUCAGACGAUCCUCUGUUUGGUGGAUUCAAUAGGCUCGAUCGCAAGGCAGAGUAUUUCACAUAUGAUGGCUUAUACGACGGACGACCCAGCUCCUUCAUGGUCUAUGCACCGUGUAGAACCGCCGUGGUUUAUGCUUUAGCAAACCACGAUUAGGACUUUCAGACUUUGGAUCCAAUAUCGUAAUCAAGGAAGAGGCUGUGAGUGUAAAAAAUGUUUUUCCUUCAUUAGAGUGAAGUGAUGUGUACAAGGACACCGAGAAUGUAAAGAAUGUGGUAAUGAAAAAUAUCCAAAACA